Engraulis encrasicolus (European anchovy) is the source of this 3430-nucleotide messenger RNA. It is a transcript of the gene eepd1, whose product is annotated as endonuclease/exonuclease/phosphatase family domain containing 1. Gene Ontology annotation, molecular function: DNA binding. NCBI's taxonomy places the organism in Eukaryota, Metazoa, Chordata, Actinopteri, Clupeiformes, Engraulidae. Gene Ontology annotation, biological process: DNA repair. The record is from RefSeq and is a predicted model, not a curated record. The transcript is spliced from 7 exons. Gene Ontology annotation, cellular component: plasma membrane. Bases 572 to 2272 code for a protein of 566 amino acids.
CCGGCGAAAGAGAAGCGAGGAGCUGUCAGUUUCGCUAGUACCGAUUUCUGGCGAAUGCGCCAUAACCCCAACCGAGCGCGGAGAGAGGAUACACCGGUAGACCGUCCUCUCGUCGCCUAAUUAUAACGGAAUUUUCCCAACUGACUGUCUGGACUUGACAGUGACAUUUCAGAUGAACUCAUUGACAACGUUUCCCUCUUUUCUGCGGUGGAAUAAUGGUGUUUGGUGGAGGUUAGUUGGCUAAAUGAUUCAUGUCAUUCACGGUCACGAUUCACAGAAGAACGUGGGUUCAUAUCCCGGGUGUCUUAGCUGUGGUCUAGUCGGUUGUCACGUUGUUUCUCUGGUUGAAGCAUUGUGCUGUGCACUUUGCCAGGGACUCGGUGUUUGAACAGGCUCUCGCUGUGGUGUUUUUUUUCCUGGGACGCUGUCAUGGGAGGAACUCUGUAGUCAUCUGCCCUCGCGAAGCUGCGUUCUCAGAGUUGAGGCGUGAGGUGUGCUUAGCUAUAGCCUGCACUUCGUUAAUCGUUGGGUGGUAGCCUAAACUAUUUGACCGCGACGUUGCCAUCUCACCAUGGGUGGGAAUUUGGGCUGCCACCGAUCUAUCCCCAAAGACCCUACCGAUGUGGGCAGCCAGCGCAGCAGCAAGCACCGCAAAUUCAGCGCCGCCUGCAACUUCAGUCACAUCCUGGUGAACCAGGAGCGGCUCAACAUCAACUCUGCCACCGAGGAGGAGCUGAUGACGCUGCCGGGGGUCAACCGGACUGUGGCGCAGAACAUUGUGGAGUACCGGGAGUGCAUCGGAGGGUACAAAAAAGUGGAAGACCUGGCAUUGGUCAGUGGCGUCGGAGCCACCAAACUGGAGACGAUUAAGCUUGAAAUCUGCGUGUCCAGCAAGAACGGCUCUUCCCAACACUCGCCUUCCUCGGUGCGCAAAGAAUACCACGAGCACUUGGCGAGCACCGGCAUGAAUAUCAACACCGCCACCCCGGCUCAACUCAUGAGCAUCCGCGGCAUCACGGAGAAGAUAGCCCGGAGCAUCGUGGAGUACCGGUCUGAGCACGGGCCGUUCAGAAGCAUUGAGGACAUGGUCAAAGUCAACCACAUAAACUCUUCGCUGUUGGAUAGAAUUCGCUUCCAUGUGUUUGUCGAGCGCUCGAGAACACCGUCGACCAACACCAACGGCGGCUACACCUGCCUGACCAAGAACCAGCCGAGCCCGACCUCUUACAGCCUCCGAAGCGACGACCUGGACUUGCCCCACGGCGGGCCGCCCCUCAUCCAGUCGGACAGACCCACGGUGGAGGUCCCUCCGACCCUGCGGGACGGGAGAGCCGUGCUCCGGGUGGCCACUUGGAACCUGCAGCGGUGCUCCAGCGACAAAGCCAACAACCCCGGGGUGAAGGAGGUCGUGUGCAUGACCCUGCUGGAGAAUGACAUCAAGAUACUGGCUGUCCAGGACUUGGCAGACCGGGAUGCCCUGGACAAGUUGUGUGCUGAGUUAAACCAGCCCAUGUUGUCGACAGUGAGGCGGUGGCGAGAGCCUCGUGGAGUCUGGAAAUGCAGCGUGUCGGACACGCCCACCGGACACACUUCACAGGGUGCGCACUACAGCGGGUUCCUGUGGGACAGCUCCUGUGGCAUAGAGCUGAAGGAGGCCAGCAUUGUAGAACAGGCGGUCACCAACGGCAACGGACAUGGCACCGGGAAGCACUUCAUGCCCUAUCUGGGCCGCUUUUAUGUGGGGUCGUCUGAGCUGACGCUGGUAAACGUGCACCUGCCCACAGCGCUGUCUUCAGGCCAGGAGGUGAAUGGACGCAACAGCCACACCACUAAUGGCCACAAAGCCACAGCCCUCUCAGGAGGACUUCAGGACAUACUGAAAGGUGAGAAGGAGAUGCUGGUUCUGGGUGAGUUUGGGGUGUCUGGGUCAUGUGAUGAGGUGCUGCGUCGUGAGAAGCUGACCCCCCUGGUGCCCCCCUCCCUCCUCACCAACAUCAGCACCAGCUCUCCCCGCGGGACACUCAGCCUCCACAACAUCUGGCUCAGCCGCGCACUCAAGAAGAUAUACACAGGUCAUGUGACUGUGGUGCGUGAGGGUCUGACCAACCCCUGGAUCCCGGACGGCUGGUCGUGGGGAGGCGUGGCCUCUGAGAGCUGCCCUGUGGUGGCCGAGUUCUACGUCGACAUCGUCCCCAAGGAGACCAACGGUCGCCAUGCCAGCGGCAUCACACACGUAGACCGCGGUGACGUCGGGCCCAAGCACGAGCGGUGACAAGCCACUAGUGUCCUCAGUUACUAUGGUGACAAGCAGCAUUAUCGUCACCAAUGAAGCCACUUCGAUAUCAGUGACAUUAUUUUAUGGAGUCGGUGCAUAAUCACUUUUUCUUCUUCUUUUUGCUGCCCAACAAUUCCAGUCUUCUCACUUCAAAUGCCCACAUACAUACAGUACAUGUACACACACACACAACUACACACUCACACACACGCACAGAAACACAAAUGCACACCAAUAAGAAGCAAUAAAUAUGCAUACUCAAUCAUAAAUAAAAAGCCAUACACCCAUCUCUUACAGAACCGCGCACACACACACACACACACACACACACACACACACACACACACACACACACACACACACACACACACACACACACACACACACACACACACGCGAGUUGGUUCCUUCCGUGGACUGUUAAUGAAGUGGACUGAUGAAGAGGAGGAGUAGAGGAGGAGGAGGAAGCACCAAGGUUGCCUUUGCAGAUUCUAGAAUUCAAGAGUUCUGCUUCCAUGUGCAAUACAGCUGGAGACCCCGAGAGAGAGAGAGAGAGAGAGAGAGAGAGAGAGAGAGAGAGAGAGAGAGAGAGAGAGAGAGAGAGAGAGAAUGUUUUAAAAAUAUAUAGGCCUACAGUAUAUACAUUUAAAGAGAUAUUAAAUACUAUCAACACUUUACCAAAAUUAUGUGCAUCUAUCUAUGUAUAUGGAAAUGCCAGAGACAGUUACUGACGUGUGCCAAACUUCCUUUAUGAAACGAAAAGGAUGAAAUAAUAAUGAAUUUAUGGUUUUGUUUUAAUUUUCCUUUUGUUGUUGUACUGAAACUUCCUAAUUCAGGUCUUAAAGGGCUUCUUUGGUUCUGUAAUAUUGCAAUGCACAAGGAUGCUCUUGGCUCCGAAUCGUUCUGUAAGAUCUGUGUGUGUGUGUGUGUGUGUGUGUGUGUGUGUGUGUGUGUGUGUGUGUGUGUGUGUGUGUGUGUGUGUGUGUGUGUGUGUGUGUGUGUGUGUGUGUGUGUGUGUGUGUGUGUGUGAGAGAGAGAGAGAGAAAGCCGAAAGCUUUUGUGUGUGUGUGUGUAAGUAAGAGAGAGUAAAAGCCAGAGCAGAUACACAAGGAGCUUUUGGUUGUGAAUAAAUAAUACAUGACUUUUCAUCAAGAA